Molecule: messenger RNA, 3084 nt
Organism: Galleria mellonella (greater wax moth)
Lineage: Eukaryota; Metazoa; Arthropoda; Insecta; Lepidoptera; Pyralidae
Gene: eIF3c
Product: eukaryotic translation initiation factor 3 subunit C
Exons: 7
Coding region: 179-2827 (882 amino acids)
Biological process (GO): translational initiation
Cellular component (GO): eukaryotic translation initiation factor 3 complex
Molecular function (GO): translation initiation factor activity; translation initiation factor binding; RNA binding
Source: RefSeq, a predicted model, not a curated record
AGUGUAGGAUUAGAUUAAAAAAAGCUUUCUUUUCGUUGUCGUGUCGUGGGUGAGAUUACGUUCACGUUUUUCAAUAACAUCAAUUACAAUAUUUUCAUGAAGAUAAUAACAAAUUCAUUCAUUGUUAAAUAUAUUUUGAAAGAAAAUUAUACCUACGAAAGAUAAAUAGACUGUCAUCAUGAGUCGAUUCUUCGCUACCGGUACUGACUCCGAAUCCGAGAGCUGCACUGAUGAGGAGCCGAUCGUCCGCACUCAAGCACCUGUCUAUACGUUCAGUGAUGAUGAAGAAGAAACUAAACGUGUUGUGCGUUCCAUGAAAGAAAAGCGGUAUGAAGAAUUGGAAGGUAUUAUUCACUCUUUACGCAACCACCGCAAAAUCAAGGACUUCACUUCAGCCUUAGCUUCGUUUGAAGAACUGCAAAGAGCUUAUACUCGGGCUGCACCAGUGGUACAAAAAGAAGAGAAUGGAAUUGCUCCCCGCUUUUUUAUUAGGGCACUUGUAGAAUUAGAUGAUUGGGUUGUGGGAGCUUGGGCUGACCGUGAUGGGCGGAAGGCCUUGUCUAAAGGCAAUAGUAAAGCUCUUACCUCCUUGAGACAAAAGCUAAGGAAAUAUACCAAGGACUUUGAAUCUGAAAUUACUAAAUUCCGAGAAGAUCCGGAUCUGCCUGAUGAUGAUGAGGAGCGUAAAGAUACUUCAUCUUCUGAUGAGUCUGAUGAUGAUGAAGACAAAGUUAAGGAAAAGGUUAAAGCUCGUCGAUCACCUGAAAUACCACGACGAGCUCCACCACAAGACGAUGAAUCUUCAGAUUCUAUGGAUUGGGGUUCAAGCUCUUCAGAAUCGAGCUCUAGUUCUGACUAUGAAGAACGUGGCGCAGCUACCAUCCGUGAACGUUUUCUCAAAAGAAAUACAGAAAGAGAUGAGGAUGAGGAACGUGAUAAACGAAGAGCCAAACGGCGUGAAGAGAGACAAGGUAGAGCUGGGAAAACUAGUAAGAAAGAUCAAGCUGAUGAUGGUGGUGAAUGGGAGACUGUUAGAAAGGGUGCCGCAACAUCUGACAAACCCAAAAUGUUUGCUAAGGAUAGCGAUAUUGAUGCUGCUCUCGUAGUAAAGAAACUAGGCGAAAUUAGCGCAGCUCGUGGUCGAAAACGUACUGAUCGUCGUGCACAACUGGAAUUGUUACACGAGCUACGGACUGUUGCUCAACAACAUAAUCUAGGUGAUGCCCUUCAAUUGAAACUCCGCGCUGCCACAGUAGCCGCGCUGUUCGACUACAACCCUAAAGUUUCCGAUGCUAUGAAACCAGAAUACUGGUCAAGGCUUGUAGAAAAUGUUGAUCAGAUGGUCACUAUCCUUUCGAGUCAUGAGGAUAUGCAGCUCAGUGAGGCGAUCACUGAAGAAAACGAACAACUUGUCACUGCGCCUUAUCGCGUUAGGGGUUGUUUGUUAACGGCUUUGGAGCGUCUUGAUGACGAAUUUACGAAGUUAUUAAAAGAGUGUGAUCCCCAUUCUAAUGAAUAUGUAGAGAGACUUAAAGAUGAAGUUCGCGUUUCUACUCUUAUUGACAGAGUUUGUCAAGUGGUAGAACGAGAUGGAACACCCCAAGAAAUAUGCCGUGCUUACUUACGCAAAAUCGAUCACUUGUAUUAUAAGUUCGAUCAACGUUCUGUAAAAAAAGAUUUGCCUCCAGGAGAAGAAACUACUAUUAAAAAAAUGGAACGUCUUUGCAAAUAUAUCUAUGCUCAUGAUGAAACUGAUAGAUUGAGGACUCGUGCUAUACUGUCUCAUAUUUAUCAUCAUGCUUUACAUGACAAUUGGUUCCAAGCUCGCGAUCUCCUUCUUAUGUCGCAUCUUCAAGAAACUGUACAACAUUCUGAUCCAAGUACUCAGAUAUUGUAUAAUCGUACCAUGGCGAAUUUAGGUCUUUGCGCAUUCCGCCGUGGGAAUGUGAAGGAAGCUCAUGGAUGUCUCGCAGAGUUAAUGAUGACAGGAAAGCCCAAAGAAUUACUUGCACAAGGGUUACUACCGCAGCGUCAACAUGAACGGUCCAAGGAACAGGAAAAGAUUGAGAAACAACGUCAAAUGCCCUUCCAUAUGCACAUAAACUUGGAGUUACUUGAAUGUGUGUACUUGGUGUCUGCGAUGCUAAUUGAAAUCCCAUAUAUGGCGGCUCACGAGUUUGAUGCUCGACGUCGUAUGAUUAGUAAGACAUUCUACCAAAAUUUACGUGCUAGUGAAAGACAGGCACUGGUAGGUCCGCCGGAGUCUAUGCGCGAACACGCUGUGGCAGCAGCUAGAGCAAUGCGUCGUGGCGACUGGCGAGCAUGCCUAAACUUUAUUGUUAACGAAAAAAUGAACGCCAAGGUAUGGGACCUCAUGGUUGGUGCGGACAAUGUUCGCGCAAUGCUCGGUCGGCUGAUACGUGAGGAGUCGUUACGCACUUAUUUGUUCACGUAUGCACACGUGUACGCUUCUCUAUCGCUCCGAUCACUCGCCGAUAUGUUCGAAUUGCCUCGUCAACGUGUACACUCGCUCGUGUCCAAAAUGAUCAUCAAUGAGGAGCUUCUGGCUUCACUGGAUGAUCCGAGCGAAUGCGCGAUACUACACCGAUCUGAACCAACUAGAAUGCAAGCACUGGCACUGCAACUUGCUGAUAAGGUUGGCAAUUUAGUGGAUUCAAACGAGCGGAUAUUUGAGAAGCAGGGCUCGUUCUUCCAACGUGGAGGCGCUGGUCGCGGCGAGGGUCGACAGCGCGAGCGGCCGCGGGAAGGCUGGAACCGGCGCACGCGCAACCGCCGCCGCGACGACGAGCGCGGACAUGACGAUUAAACACAACGUUGCAAUUCACAGCGCAAAUUAAUUUAACAGGAAUACAGUUCAUGUAAUACUUUUGCAUACCUACCUACAUAAAAUCAAUAACAAGUAUCAAUAUAUACUUAUGUAGUAAUCCAAUGUUUUCGUUUAUUAUUUAAUAAUUCAACAGUCUUUUUUUAUCACAUAGACACAAGUGUAAAAAUAUUACCUAUUCAAUAUUGUAAUAUUUGUUAUUUUCAUUAACUCGGUAUAAUAAACAAAAUUUUAUCACA